AUGAUAUUGGCUUUGGGCUGUGAUGGUUGUCGACUGGUGCUAGGCUGGUUAUUAGCCGGCGUAUUGCGUUGCACUGAUGUGUUGUUGAAUGAGCUCGACAUUGCUUGUGCGAUUUUAUGUUGCGACUCUAAAAAGUCCCAAAGGCAAUCAAUGUUCCUCCUGUGCAUCCUCUUCGUGGCCGCAGUCAGCUGUCAGCAGAAAGAAUCGCUGGACGACAUCGAAACAAAAAACUCAGUCGAAGAGAAGAAAGAAGCGGAGCCCGCCCUUGAAAAGAAACAGGACAAACGUCACAUCUACGCCUAUGGAUAUCCAGGAGUUUAUGCUCUACAUACAGCACCAACAUACCACUACCCUACAGCCGUUCUGAGUCCUGCGGUUGUACAUGUUCCUGCCAAGUACCCGGUUCCUGUUGCUCCUGCACAUGUUCCAGCCCCUGCACAUGUGCCAUUGGCUCCAGCACCUCAUGUUCCUGUAGCCCCUGCACCUCAUGUGCCAUUGGCUCCAGCACCUCAUGUUCCUGUGGCUCCUGCCCCACAUGUGCCAUUGGCUCCAGCACCUCAUAUUCCUGUAGCUCCUGCACAUGUUCCUGCUGUCCCUCAUUCCCCACAUGGUGUCCCCGGCUACCGUACCCACAUCCACACCACCAUCACUAAAGAAGUUCCUGUACACAUACCUGCACCCUACCCGGUCACCGUUGAGAAACACAUACCCGUUCCAGUUCCUGCACCGUACCCUGUUCACGUUCCCAAGCCCUACCCAGUUCCUGUUCCACAACCGUACCCAGUUCCUGUCGAGAAACACAUUCCUGUGCCAGUCGACAGACCUGUUCCGGUUCCUGUUCCAGUGGACCGACCUGUUCCAGCUCCUGUACAUGUUGCAAAGCCGGUAGCUGUUCCAGUUCCUGUUCACCACAAGCCUGUUCCUGUAGCGGUGCACUAUGCCAGGCCUCAUUAUGCACACUUCUCUCACCCCGCCCCUGCCCCAGUCCCGGAGCAUCCUUGGUAGUGGCAAAAGAUAUGCAGCUGAUGAUACUGUAUCAUUGUUUGGAGGUUAAUCGCCCUGUUACGUCUCCUUGUACCUGUGUUGCCUUUGACACCAUCAACAUUUUUGUAUAUUGAUAUGUAUUUUUACUCAACUGACUUUGUAUAAAUAAAUUUGUAUAGAACUCAA
This is a messenger RNA of Nilaparvata lugens (brown planthopper), 1170 nucleotides long. RefSeq names its product leucine-rich repeat extensin-like protein 3. The transcript is spliced from 3 exons. The record is from RefSeq and is a predicted model, not a curated record. Lineage: Eukaryota; Metazoa; Arthropoda; Insecta; Hemiptera; Delphacidae. Bases 1 to 1005 code for a protein of 334 amino acids.